AUGAGGACCAUCUGGGGAACCACAGAACACCUCAUCAGGAUUGGGUGGAAGCACUGGCGCUUGGGGAUCUGCAAGGCAGUGGUCCCCCUGCAGGCUGCCUGGGAAGCCUUCUCUCAGCCUGUUCCAGCCACCUGUAAUGAACUAUUGAUCCAGCUUCUCCUAUGUGUCUCCCUGGCCACUGUCGCCACAGGCCUGGUUCAUCACUGGUUGGUCUCUUCGCAGCUUUAUCCUCUGGGACCCCCUGCCUCAGUGACAGCUGUCUGUGGCCUCCUGGUCUUCCUGAGCCUGGGCCUGGUGCCCCCCAUUCGCUGCCUAUUUGCACUCAGCAUACCUACCCUGGGCUCCGAACACGGCCGCAGGUUGCUCCUGUCCUACAGUGCAGCCAACCUGGCUGUUGCUGUGGUGCCAAACAUGUUGGCCAAUGUGCGUGCAGCUGGGCAAGUGCUGAGCUGUGUCACUCAGGGCUCUCUGGAGAGUCUGCUUAACACCACAUACCAGCUGCAUCAGGCAGCCAGGGAACUGGGCCCAGCCAGCCAAGCAGCCAGCCGGAGCCUGGCAUUUGAGGCAGAGGGCAAUGGCUCAGCCUUCCGCCGUCACAUGCACACAGUCACUCAGCAGGUCCUGGAGGACUUCUCUGGCCUGGAGGUCCUAGCUAGGGCAGCACUGGGGACUCAGCGUGUGGUCACUGGACUGUUUAUGCUGGGUCUCCUGGGCGAGUCGGCCUGGUACCUCUAUCGCUACCUCACUGACCUGCGCUUCGACAAUAUCUAUGCGACUCGGCAGCUGGUUCAGCAGCUGGCCCAGGCUGGUGCCACACAUCUGCUGAUCUCUCCACCUCCCUGGCUGCUCCAAACAGCCCAGCCUAAGCUGUCGCAGGAGGAGUUGCUGAACUGCCUCCUAAGGCUGGGGCUACUGGCACUCCUCCUGGUAGCCACAGCUGUGAUGGUGGCCACAGACUAUGGAGCCUUCCUCCUGGCACAGGCAGCUGUGGCUUGGGCUCAGAAGCUGCCUACUGUGCCCAUCACACUCACGGUCAAGUAUGACGCCUCAUAUAAAGUCCUGGACUUCAUCCUCUUCGUCCUCAACCAGCCUCCAGUGGAGAGCGUGUUGGCCUCAACGCAGCACUCCUUCCAGUGGGAGCUGCACUUCACAUCACAGGACUGCCACCUGCCACAGGCUCAACAGCCUAGAGUCUCGGAAGCACUGGCCGCGGGCACCCUGCAGCUGCUAGCAGGUGCAACGUUGGUGCUCCAGGCCUACGCCUGGCGCCUGCGGCAUGCCAUCGCAGCCUCCUUCUUCCCGACCCAGGAGGCCAGGAGGCUUAGCCACUUGCAGGGCCGGCUCCAGAGAAGACACGACCGACAGGCCUACCUUGAGCACCUGGGGACCCAGGGAACCCGGCCGGGCCGGAGACAAAGGCUUUGCAGCCACAGGGACCUCAGUCACUUGGCCCUCUUCAGCCUCUGUGUGAUCUUGGGUAGGUCACUGCGCAUCUCGGAGCCUCGGUUUCUGUAUCUACAUGAUGGUGGAGCGUGGCAGCCGGGAUCUGCUUUCCAUGUGGGAUGUGCGUGA
Acomys russatus (golden spiny mouse) is the source of this 1572-nucleotide messenger RNA. RefSeq names its product osteoclast stimulatory transmembrane protein (gene Ocstamp). Gene Ontology annotation, cellular component: membrane. Lineage: Eukaryota; Metazoa; Chordata; Mammalia; Rodentia; Muridae. The record is from RefSeq and is a predicted model, not a curated record.